UGUUGUGAAAGCUGUAUUAUAUAAGUGUUGAUCAGUCCUCACGUACUCAAGAUGUAGCUUAUGUCACUUUGAAACCGAUCCAUAACCCUUUAAAAUCUCCCGAAGCACCUGAACCAGCCCCUCCUCAGAGACACUGCAGGAGCUCCUGAAGGACCUCUUACAGAGAUUAACGGCUGCUGUGGAGCGGAUGAUGGAGAGGGUUUCCCGUGCAAGUGUGCUUCUGCUGUUCCUCUGUGUUUGUUCUUGUGUUCUGACCGUUUUCUCGCAGUUAAACGCCGGAUCGAGAGCGGCGGCGGGUGCGCCGCGCGCGCGGACGCGAUGGACGAAUAACGGGCGCGUGUUUGAUCUAGUGAGUCGCGGGUCCGAGUUUGUGCCACCGGGCCGAACAGAACCGAACCGACGAUCCGCUGGACCCGUGAUCCCGAUCAGUGACGGUAACAACACGAGCUCAAACUCUCCCACAGAAACAACGGACACUCCGAGAACAGAAGACAUGAUGAUGGGAGAUGAUCCAUAUGAUCCAUAUAAAUCCAUCCGGAACAAUCCACAUAAUAAUCCGUAUUAUAAUUAUUAUGACUCGUACUACAGACCCCGACACAGCACUCAGAGACACCACGGGUACGGAACCAGAUACUUCCAGAACGGUCUUCCGGAUCUUGUGGUGGACCCGUAUAUGAUCCAGGUGUCCACGUAUGUCCAGAGAGUGCCCAUGUACAAUCUCAGGUGUGCUGCGGAGGAGAACUGCCUGGCGAGUUCUGCUGCUAACGCUCGGGACUAUGACACCAGAGUUUUACUGCGGUUCCCUCAGCGGGUGAAGAAUCAAGGAACCGCAGACUUCCUCCCCAGCAGACCGAGAUACGCGUGGGAAUGGCACAGCUGUCACAAUCACUAUCACAGUAUGGAUGAGUUCUGUCAUUAUGAUCUGCUGGACGCGAGCACAGAGAGGAAAGUAGCGAAGGGUCAUAAAGCCAGUUUCUGCCUGGAGGACACGUCAUGUGACCCGGGAUACUACCGCCGUUACGCCUGCACGUCUCACACGCAGGGUUUGAGUCCGGGAUGUUAUGACACAUACAGCGCAGAUAUCGACUGUCAGUGGAUCGAUAUCACAGACGUUCAGCCGGGGAAGUACAUACUCAAGGUUACUGUAAAUCCAGGUUACCAGGUUGCAGAGUCAGACUUCAGCAAUAAUAUCGUCCGCUGUGACAUUCAGUACACUGGUAACGACGCACACGUGUCCGGCUGCACCAUGUCCUCACACUAGAUCAGUGACACACACCGAGACAGAGCGAUGACAGCAUUCACUCCUCGUGUUACACAGCUGUCAGAUCUCAUGGAGAGCAUCUUCUGACAAAUACAAGUCUACAUGUAUUAUGAGGACAGUAUGAACAACCUGAUCUGACAACAUGUGAUCUAUGAGCUCUUCUAUACAGUAUAACGUAAUGUUGUCUUUAUUAGUGUAAGAUAAUGAUGAUACAAGCCAGUUGUAGUCGUAGGACUUUUAUCUUUAUAACGUGCUUCUGUAGGCCAGUAGAAGGACGUGUAAUAUGCAAGAGAGAGAAUAAAGAUGCUACAUUUUAAACUAAAGUUUCAAAAGUCAUUUUCAGAUUUGAGAUGAAUGUUCACUGCAACUGUAAAUGUGUUCCUCUUAAGAGUGCCGCUAAUAUUAUCAGUCUCUUUAGAUUAGGAGGCAAAUAUUACUUGAAUAAAAGCUAUAAGAC
This is a messenger RNA of Xyrauchen texanus (razorback sucker), 1718 nucleotides long. RefSeq names its product protein-lysine 6-oxidase-like. Lineage: Eukaryota; Metazoa; Chordata; Actinopteri; Cypriniformes; Catostomidae. The transcript is spliced from 7 exons. The coding region runs from base 188 to 1261 and encodes 357 amino acids. The record is from RefSeq and is a predicted model, not a curated record. Gene Ontology annotation, molecular function: protein-lysine 6-oxidase activity; copper ion binding. Gene Ontology annotation, biological process: peptidyl-lysine oxidation.